AGGGCCGAGCCGGGCCAAUGGGGAGCGGCAAGGGUUCGAUUCGCCCGUUCUCACGCUCCACCCUCGAACCUUGCUGGAAGAAAGUUUCACCCGGCCGCCCAGGGAGACGAGCGAACAUGGCCUCGCCGAGGUGGCUGUGGUGUGUGUGUGCGACCGCGGCGGUGGCACUGCUGCUCGUUUCCAGAGUUCCCUCGGCCUCUGCCCAAAGAAAGAAGGAGAUGGUGUUGUCUGAGAAGGUUAGUCAGCUGAUGGAAUGGACCAACAAAAGACCUGUCAUAAGAAUGAAUGGAGACAAGUUCCGUCGCCUUGUUAAAGCUCCACCAAGAAAUUACUCUGUUAUUGUCAUGUUCACUGCUCUCCAACUUCAUAGACAGUGUGUCGUGUGCAAGCAAGCUGAUGAAGAAUUCCAGAUUCUGGCAAACUCUUGGCGAUAUUCCAGUGCAUUUACCAACAGGAUAUUUUUUGCCAUGGUGGAUUUUGAUGAAGGUUCUGAUGUAUUUCAAAUGCUAAACAUGAAUUCUGCUCCAACUUUCAUCAACUUUCCUCCAAAAGGAAAACCCAAAAGGGCUGAUACGUAUGAGUUGCAGGUGCGAGGGUUUUCAGCUGAGCAGAUUGCCCGGUGGAUUGCUGACAGAACGGAUGUCAAUAUUAGAGUAAUUAGACCUCCAAAUUAUGCUGGACCCCUAAUGCUGGGAUUGCUUCUGGCUGUUAUUGGUGGACUUGUGUAUCUGAGAAGAAGCAAUAUGGAAUUCCUCUUUAAUAAAACUGGAUGGGCUUUUGCAGCUUUGUGUUUUGUACUUGCUAUGACAUCUGGUCAAAUGUGGAACCAUAUAAGAGGACCACCAUAUGCUCAUAAGAAUCCCCAUACAGGACAUGUGAACUAUAUCCAUGGAAGCAGCCAGGCCCAGUUUGUAGCUGAAACUCACAUUGUUCUUCUGUUCAAUGGUGGAGUUACCUUAGGCAUGGUGCUUUUAUGUGAAGCUGCUACCUCUGACUUGGACAUUGGGAAGCGAAGGAUGAUGUGUGUGGCUGGAAUUGGACUUGUUGUGUUAUUCUUCAGUUGGAUGCUUUCUAUCUUUCGAUCAAAAUACCAUGGCUAUCCAUACAGCUUUCUGAUGAGUUAAAGAGGAUUACAGAGACACAUAUAAACUGUGUGGUAAUAAUGGAAACUGAAAAAUAAGAAAUAUGUGGUGUUUGAAGAAGAAUGCAACUCAUGUAUUUUGUAUUACCUCUUUUUUGUCAAGUGAUUUAAAUAGUUAAUCAUUUAACCAAAGAUGUGUAGUGCCUUAACAAGCAAUUAUAAGAUCAUGAAGUAUUUGGAAUUAUUCUCCUCUUAACUUUCCCUUCCCUAUGAACGUAAGAAACAUUUGAUUUUUGUAGAAUUAAGUACUUUAUAAAAAUUUAAAACUACUACUUCAUUUUACUUAGAGCAAAACUUGAAACUACUUUAGUUAACUUUUGGUCAUCUGAUUUGAUCUUCUCCGAGGUUGGGGAUGGAAGGUUCUGAGCAGGAAUUUCCACCUCUGCCUAUUACAAACAACUGCAUCUGGAAGGCAUCAUUAGUUUUCUUCUGGGCAGGUGUAUGAGAUUUACAUCUUUCCUUUUGGGCCAAGGUAUCAUAUGCACUAUGUGAACUUCUGAAAAUGGACCAUGUAGCCUUUGGAAAGUUAAAUCUGUCUUCUUCUUCCUGUAUCUUUCCUACUGAAAUCAGAGCUACAUAUGCCUUUUUUAUACAUUAAGAAGUACCUCUAACUACAAGCCUAUAAUUUCUGCAUGAAUGUGCUAUAACUACCUUGUACAUGGAAAGACUUCUGAUUCAUUAUGUUUCUAGUUUUAUUUAAAGGCCCUUCUAAUAAUAAUAAUUUGUUGCUAAAAAUCAGUAUAACUUAUAAGUGGUCUCAAAUGUUUGUGUAAGUUAGUUAGACAUUGUCGUUGAUCUCAUUUUUACCUAACAGAAAAAUAAGCUGAGUUGUGUUCAUGGAAAGGACUUUCUUAGAAAGAGAAAAGAAAACCAUGAAAUGUCGAUUUGCUGCCUAUGGAUAGAAAUGAAACGUUUUGCCAGGCUUAUGGCAGACAUAGGCUGAUCUUUGUGAGUUUGUGGCCAGCCUGGACUACAUAGUGAGACUCUGUCUCAAAGAAAAAAAAAGA
Molecule: messenger RNA, 2148 nt
Organism: Peromyscus leucopus (white-footed mouse)
Lineage: Eukaryota; Metazoa; Chordata; Mammalia; Rodentia; Cricetidae
Gene: Magt1
Product: magnesium transporter 1
Exons: 10
Coding region: 18-1124 (368 amino acids)
Cellular component (GO): oligosaccharyltransferase complex
Source: RefSeq, a predicted model, not a curated record